ACGCAAGUACGGUGUAAUUAAACUGCGUCCGUGUUGUCAAUGGACACACGUGUGAACCAACUUUAGCUAACCAACUAUAUCUCAAGGCAGCUGUCUGUUAUACUAGCAGGCAGGCAGAAUGAGUGGAGAAGAAGUGGAACGUAUGCUGAUACAGUUUCAGGAUGAAGCUGGUGAGGCCCUUGGAUCCCAAUUCGAUGUUCCCCUCGACAUCACCCCAGACAAACUGCAGCUGGUCUGUAAUGCUCUGCUCCAGAAGGAGGAGCCAGUGCCCCUGCUGUUCUUUGUGCGAGACGCAGAGGUGGUGUCGUCCUUGAGGACGUGUGUGCAGAGCCUGGGUGUGGAGACGGAGCAGGUGCUCCCCGUGGUGUACCAGCCCCAGGCGGUGUUCAGGGUGCGGGCCGUAGCGCGCUGCACAAGCUCCCUGGAGGGUCACACCGAAGCAGUCAUAUCUGUAGCAUUCAGCCCCACCGGAAAGUAUUUAGCCAGUGGUUCAGGUGACACCACUGUCAGGUUCUGGGAUUUGAGCACUGAGACCCCUCACCACACUGUCAAAGGCCACACACACUGGGUUCUGGCUAUUUCCUGGUCACCAGAUGGCAAGAAGUUGGCCUCAGGCUGCAAAAAUAGUCAGGUCUUCCUAUGGGAUCCAGUCACAGGACAGCAGCUGGGGAAGACUCUAACAGGCCACUCUAAGUGGAUCACCUGCCUAUGCUGGGAGCCUCUGCACCUGAACCCAGAGUGCCGGUACCUGGCCAGCUCCUCAAAAGACGGGAGUGUUCGGAUCUGGGACACGGUUCUGGGUCGCUGUGAUAAAAUCCUCACGGGUCAUACCCAGUCCGUGACCUGUGUGAAAUGGGGUGGAGAUGGGCUGCUGUAUACCUCGUCACAGGACAGGACCAUCAAGGUCUGGAGAUCCAAAGAUGGGGUUCAGUGCCGCACCCUCCAGGGUCACGCCCACUGGGUGAACACCCUGGCCCUCAGCACAGACUACGUGCUCAGGACCGGAGCCUUCGAGCCGGCCACGGCCACCAUCAACGCGCAGGACCUCAAAGGCUCAUUAGAAGAAAUCAAAGAGAAAGCCCUGGAACGGUAUGACAAAGUCAGGGGUCAAGGCUCUGAGCGUCUGGUGUCCGGCUCGGACGACUUCACGCUGUUCAUGUGGAACCCUGCGGAGGAGAAGAAGCCGGUGGCGCGCCUCACCGGCCACCAGGCCCUCAUCAACGAGGUGCUCUUCUCACCAGACGCACGCCUGCUGGCCAGCGCCUCCUUCGACAAGUCCAUCAAGAUCUGGGAAGGACGCAGCGGCAAGUACCUGGCGUCCCUGCGUGGUCACGUGUCGGCCGUGUACCAGGUGGCGUGGUCAGCGGACAGCCGCCUGCUGGUAAGCGGCAGCAGUGACAGCACACUGAAGGUGUGGGACGUGAAGACGGGCAAACUGCACACCGACCUGCCGGGGCACGCCGAUGAGGUGUUUGCAGUGGACUGGAGUCCUGAUGGCCAGAGAGUGGCCAGCGGGGGCAAAGACAAGUGUCUGAGGAUAUGGAGGAGGUAGCCAGACCCGACCCGUCCUUGCAUCAUUCAGUGAAGAAAUGUCACUAGCCCUGAUCUAUGAAGAGCUCAUGAGAAAGGCUACUGAACCAGCACUCAAUCAUCCAGUGACCUACAACCAACUAUCUGACCCAGAUAGAUUGCUUUAGUCUCGUGCAAGAUUGGGUGCCAGGUCAAAUGAGAGUAAAGGGGACGGAAACGGCACGUUGUGCCUUUUUAUUGUCUGUUAUUAAACAUCCUUACAUUUGCUGUCUGCUCGCUGAGGGCUGAGGGUUGAGACUGAGUUUACACCGGUCUAAUCUCUACCUAAUCUGCUUCUCUUAGCCUUAACGCUCAUGUUAAUACCAGCCACUCUGCCUGAGGUGCAUGUCGUUUCACCGCUGAUCAGCUACAACUGACGUAAAUACAGAUAUGCUUCCCCCCUUUUCUGCAAAACUAUGAGAUGUGUUACUACAGAAUGGUGAAAUAUAUUGUCAAAUAUAAUGGUUCGUUUUCUACCCAGUACAGAUGGGGGGAAAGGAUGUUCAUCAUUGAACUGAUCAUGUUUUGGUAUAUUACAGAUAUGUGCAUCUUCAUGUCAUUUGCAAAUAAAAUCCCUAUUCAAAUA
Messenger RNA from Clupea harengus (Atlantic herring), 2155 nucleotides. It is a transcript of the gene nle1, whose product is annotated as notchless homolog 1 (Drosophila). Gene Ontology annotation, molecular function: protein binding. NCBI's taxonomy places the organism in Eukaryota, Metazoa, Chordata, Actinopteri, Clupeiformes, Clupeidae. The record is from RefSeq and is a predicted model, not a curated record. Gene Ontology annotation, biological process: Notch signaling pathway; ribosomal large subunit assembly. Gene Ontology annotation, cellular component: nucleolus.